UUUAAUUGAUUUGUAAAUUCAUUUAUUGAUUUGUUUUUAAUAAACUGGUAAAUAAGUCAAAAAUUAAACUUGAUUUGCAUGAGAAUUUGUAAGAUAAACUAAUUUUCUUGGAUAAUAUUUUGGAUAUUAUAAAAAUUUUAAGAUGUUGUGGUUUAUAUCGACAUUAGCAUUUCUAUCAAUUGCGUUAAGUGGUACAAAUGGAGAAAAAAAAAUUGUUUGCUACUACGGUAGUUGGUCAAUAUAUCGGUCGUCAUAUGGAAAGUUUCAUAUUCUCAAUAUUGACCCAAACCUUUGUACACACUUAAUUUACACAUUUGUUGGACUAUCUGAGGAUGCGAAUAUCAGAGUUUUAGAUCCAUUGCAAGACUUAGCGGAUAACUUUGGACAAAAUGGGUUUGGUAUAUUUAAUGCUCUUCGUCAAAAGAAUCCAAAUCUUAAAACUUUGGUUGCUAUCGGAGGAUGGAAUGAAGGAUCUACAAAAUACUCAAAUGUCUUCCGACAGUCGCAUUUAAGGACUGCAUUUGCAGAGAACGCAUUGAAAUUUGUCAAGAAACACGGUUUCAAUGGGUUAGACUUGGAUUGGGAAUAUCCUAAUCAACGUGGCGGAUCUGCUGAGGACGUCAACAGUUUUGCAAUGCUCCUGAAAGAACUCAAAAAUAAAUUCACUCCCGAAGGAUAUCUUGUAAGUGUUGCUGUAGCUGCCACUGCAUCGUCUGCCGGUAAAUCGUACAACAUUAGAGAAAUGUCAAAAUAUGUUGAUUUCAUCAACGUAAUGGCUUACGAUCUACGUGGAUCUUGGGAUAGUUCCAAAAGAGUCGGAAUAAAUGCACCAUUCCGAUCAUCAUCCAAAGAAGACCAGCAACUAGCUUCUUGGAAUAUUGAAGCUAUAGUAAAAUACUGGUUGGAUCAGGGAGCUUCUCCUGAAAAGAUAAUACUUGGAACCGCCUUUUACGGCAGAUCCUUCACUUUGGUAGAUCCGAAUAAACACAAUGUUGGUGACUCUUUCAGUGGUCCUGGAACAGCUGGAAAAUAUACCAGAGAAGCGGGUAUGUUGGGAUAUAAUGAAAUCUGUGAGCUCCAGAAAAAUGAUGGAUGGACAAUUGCAUUCGAUGAUGAACAAAAAGUUCCAUACUCUUACGGUGGUAAUCAAUGGGUCGGAUAUGAUGACGUGCGAUCGUUGAAAAUAAAAGCGGAACAUGUAAUAAAAAUGGGAUUAGGAGGUGCAAUGUUACGGAGUAUUGAUACAGAUGAUUUCAGAGGAAUUUGCGGAGAGGUAUACCCUCUUUUAAAGACGUUAAACAAUGUUUUGCGUAAAGAAUCAUCACCACCAACAACUACUCCUGCCAUUGGUGACGACAUAUCCCAGUAAACGAAAACUAAUUGAAAUGAAUUAAAAAGAAUUCACAAAGAGCUUUCGUGAAUCCCGCUUUGUGACAAAUACGAAUUGGAGCCAUGAUGCAAUUUUCCUGAA
Leptopilina heterotoma is the source of this 1471-nucleotide messenger RNA. RefSeq names its product acidic mammalian chitinase-like. The record is from RefSeq and is a predicted model, not a curated record. The transcript has 6 exons. Gene Ontology annotation, molecular function: chitin binding; chitinase activity. Gene Ontology annotation, biological process: carbohydrate metabolic process; chitin catabolic process. Bases 143 to 1369 code for a protein of 408 amino acids. Lineage: Eukaryota; Metazoa; Arthropoda; Insecta; Hymenoptera; Figitidae. Gene Ontology annotation, cellular component: extracellular region.